AUGAAAAGCUUGCGUCUCCAAGGAUGGAGCGGCUGCGUCCUAACGUCGCGCACGAGACCUUCCUUUUGCAUUCACAAUCAGUAUCCAUUCCUGUACCGACGUUCACCUCAACAGCAUUCAAGAUCUACAACAACUGCUGUCCUACGCGAAGAUGAUGAGAAUGGGUUUUCCUCAGAUGCAGAUUCCUCUAGUGAGGGCUUGAGCCAAAAAGGAGAAGACAAGAAUGCUCAGAGGAGAUCCAUACGAUUACUACCCUCACCUCCCCCAUUCGCUGCCUUGCAUUCGGCUCGACUCGCCGCACUCCAUGCACGUCUAGCACUUUCGCCCCGAUUACCCAUUGAGACUCUGUCGAGAUGCCUGAUCGAUUCAACGGCAGACCCUAACCCUCGCUUCAACAACUCCUCCCUGGCGCUCCUAGGAAACAACCUUCUCACCUACUUCACAUCUGAAGCAAUACUAUGUCGCUACCCUCGCUUACCCACAGCAGUCGCCUUCUCUGCAAUGACAGCAUACGUCGGGCCGAAGACCCUCGCAGCUCUUGCUCGCCAAUUUGGCGUCGAAGCCGCAGCAGAGCCUGGAGGCGAAGUCGAUCCUGGCCUCCUACAAUUUCGGCGCAAAGAAGCAGGCAAUGCUAGCGUUUUAGGUACUGGCUUCCAACUCAAAGAAAUUGAAGAACCCUCAGAACUGCUGUCGGCCACUCGCCCAAACCCAGAUCAAAUGCUGAAAGGUUGGCGGCGGGGCGUCAGCAGCCAGACAAUGUACGAUGAUGCUUUUGGCGAAGUCAUAUCGCAGACACCUGCGACAGACUCCUCAGGUUCAAGCGCCAAACUCCCCUCCACAACCCACGAAUACGCCUCAGCUGACUUUGUCCGCGCCCUCAUGGGCGCUCUCUACCUCCACACAGGCAUGCGCCAAAGCAAAGUCUUCUACAACGCGCACGUCCUCUCUCGCCACCUCGACAUUUCCGCCCUCUUCUCCUUCAGGCAGCCGACGCGCGACCUGGGCAAGCUUUGUGCUAGGGAAGGGUUCGAGCGGCCGAUUGCGCGCAUAUUGGCGGAGACUGGAAGGAAGAGUAGACACCCUGUAUUUAACGUGGGAAUAUUUAGUGGCCGUGAGAAGUUGGGAGAAGGCAGUGGAGGUAGUCUGGAUGAGGCGAGGAUCAGAGCUGCGAUUUCAGCGUUAAAAGGAUGGUAUCUUUACAGUCCGCUUAAGGUGAGGGUGCCAAGUGAGACAGUAGGGAAGGCAGAGGCGGAAUGGGAGCCUGUGUUGAUUGAUGGGGGUGAAGUGGUCGUCUGA
This is a messenger RNA of Bacidia gigantensis, 1296 nucleotides long. RefSeq lists its product as uncharacterized. The coding region runs from base 1 to 1296 and encodes 431 amino acids. Lineage: Eukaryota; Fungi; Ascomycota; Lecanoromycetes; Lecanorales; Ramalinaceae. Gene Ontology annotation, molecular function: double-stranded RNA binding; ribonuclease III activity. The transcript has a single exon. Gene Ontology annotation, biological process: primary miRNA processing; rRNA processing; regulation of gene expression. Gene Ontology annotation, cellular component: nucleus. The record is from RefSeq and is a predicted model, not a curated record.